Molecule: messenger RNA, 627 nt
Organism: Nerophis lumbriciformis (worm pipefish)
Lineage: Eukaryota; Metazoa; Chordata; Actinopteri; Syngnathiformes; Syngnathidae
Source: RefSeq, a predicted model, not a curated record
AUGUUCAGAACUACAAGGUCCCCACUGAUGCAACCACUGGCAAACUCAGGACUGGGCACGGCGCCAGUCUUCAAGGUGACUGUUUUCGAGCAGGAGCAUUUUCAGGGCAAGAACUUAGAGCUUACCUCAGAGUGCAUUAACAUCCAGGAGUGCGGUCUGGACAACAUCCGCUCCAUCAGGGUGGAGAGUGGCGCUUGGGUCGGUUUCGAGCAUCAUGACUUCCAAGGCCAGCAGUUGAUCCUGGAAAGAGGAGAGUACCCCCACUGGGACUCCUACAGCGGCUCCCUCGCCUACCACGUGGAACGCCUUAUGUCUCUGCGCCCCAUCCCUUGUGCUUCACACCAAAGCAGCCGCAUGACCAUCUUUGAGAAGGAGAACUUCAUGGGACGCAGCGUGGAGAUCUGUGAUGAUUACCCCUCACUGCAGGCCAUGGGAUGGCAGACGCCCGAAGUGGGCUCCAUGCAUGUGCAAUGUGGCGCCUUUGUGUGCUACCAGUUUCCUGGUUACCGGGGCCAGCAGUACAUCAUGGAGUGCGAGAGACACAGUGGGGACUACCAGCAAUGUAAAACCUGGGGUUCCCACUGCCAGACGCCCCAGAUCCAAUCCAUCAGGCGCAUUCAGCACUGA